UUGUUUGUAACUCGUCUACGUAAGUGGUAGAGUUUCUACCGAGGGGGUAUCCAGUUACCCUUUUUCCAGCUUUAGACUGGGAACCUCUCCCCUGUAGUACUCGGGCGCAUAUCGCAUUUGCUUUAUCGCCUUUUUCUUGUUAAAAGAAAAUAAACUUUAGUCUUUCUAAGUGGACAGACAUGAGCAUCGAAACGCUUUUGGAAGCGGCCAAGUUUUUGGAAUUGCAAGCCCUGCAACAACAGAAAGCACGUGAGGAUGAACUAAAGGAGAAGCAGCGUCUGAAGCAGUUGGCAGAGCAGAGGCAAUCUGAUGUGAACUAUAACUCCGCAACCCACAUCAACCAUGUUCCUAAAGCAGAGGAGCUGCGACCUGAGUGCCGCCCGGCACCCAUACCACCCUCUCUGCCUCCCCCCUCCAUGCCCAUCGCGGUCAUCCCCAUCCCUAUGGUCACACCCAACCCUACAGGCUCACCCACCCUGCCCGUUGCCACGCUCUCCCCUCCAGCUGCUCCACCACCUGCCGCCACUUUGCCGCGCUCCCCACAACCCAAACCCGACCAACCAACAUCUAUCCUGACCCCCAACCACAAGCAGCUGAUACAGAACCACAAUCAUCACCCACAGCUCAUCACCCAAACUAACAACACUAAACUACCGCAGCAGACACACCAGCAGCUGGUUCAUCGGUAUCCUGGUUCCAUCGUGUCGCCCCCACAGCAACAUGCCUUACUCCCUCAGUCAGGCCCUGUGCUCCAGCAGGCUCCUCUACAGAACAGCCCUGUCAGCCGGGGGAGUCCUCCUGAUGACGGCCGCCAGCUAGACAAGAAGAGGCCUGGAGGGGCAGGCACAAGAGAAGUGCAUAACAAGCUUGAGAAAAACAGACGAGCACACUUGAAGGAGUGCUUUGAGACGCUGAAAAAGAACAUCCCCAACAUUGAUGAGAAGAAGACCUCCAAUCUGAGUGUGCUGAGAAGUGCGCUGAGAUACAUCCAGACGUUGAAGCGGAAAGAGAAGGAGUACGAGCAUGACAUGGAGCGACUGGCCAGAGAGAAGAUCGCCACGCAGCAGCGAUUAGCGGAGCUGAAGAACGAUCUGAGCCAGUGGAUGGAUGUGAUUGAGAUCGACCGCGUCCUCCGACAGACAGUGCAGCCAGAGGAGGACCAGGCCUCCACCUCCACUGCCUCAGAAGGUGAAGACAUUAUGGACGACGACCUGGAAGAUGAGACUGAGCAGAGAGCACAGCCUGCCUUACCCUCCGUGCCUCAAACCAUGAAACCUGAGCUGCACAAGACUGCAACACCCACUCAGACCCCGAACCUGACCCUAACACCCACCACACCCACCACUACCUCUUUUAUUACCCAACACAUCUCCAUCCAGCACAAAGUCCCUCUGCACCAGCCUCAGCUCCAGCCCCUGGCAGCAACUCCUCCGCAGCCAGUGUCCAAGCCCGCGGCCCCACCUACACUCACGACCUCCAGCACUCCCACCACCCCCAGUCAGCCUUUGAUCCCCACCCAGACACAGAUGGUGACCGCGUCCAGCCUACACCCCACAGUCAUCGCUCACGCUUCAGUGUCCCAUCCCUCAGUCAUCCAAGCAGUCAAUCACGUCAUCCAAGGCGGGGGACCCAAACAUAUUGCCCACCUAGCUCCCUCCACCACUACCACCAGCACUGUCCAGUUAGCCCCCGGCCACCAACCCAUCGGCCACAUCACCGUGCACCCUGUGGCUCACCUGAGCCAGCAUCUACCUGCCCUUUACCCCCAACCGGUGGCCGUCACACAGUCGGCUGUGGUCGGCCAUAUCACCCACACCCUGAACCACACCCACCCUCACAUGAACGGCACCGCAACGAGCCAACCAGCUGCCACCAUCGUUGGCAAGCAGACAGCAGUGAGCACACAAAUGGUGACCCACCACCCGCAGCUGGUGGGUCAGACGGUGCUCAACCCUGUGGCAAUGGUGACCAUGCCCUCCUUCCCCAUCAGCACUCUGAAGUUGGCCUGAACGCUGCCGACAGGACCACCGAACCGGGAGACAGAGACGCCCCUCGAUAGGGGAGAACCACAGGCCUCAGAUCAGGCCACUGACAAGUCCACAGUGAGGGUGAGCAGGUGGACACCUGGCUGAUCCACAGAGAGUCACUAUCAUUCAGAAGCAUUACAGCUGAUAUCAAGACGGGAACAUUCCUACAAAAAGAACUCUUAUUACCAGUCCAGCAGUGUCCUGAAAUUUUGAUCCUGAAUUUAGGAUAUGGUCAAUAGUCAUCAUGUUGUGUAUGUGUGACAGUAUACGCUGGGCAGCCCCUUACUUGUCAUCCAUUGUUACAGAUAGAGGAGCAGUAGUCAUUUUCAUAGGAGCUUUAUACAAACAGCUUCAUCUUGGGAAAUGCCAGCACAGUGUCCGUGUCAGCCCCCUGUUACAGUGUUGAUGUCAUUACUAGGUGGUGGUCAGACUCUCCGUUAUCACUGUGACUGCUGUGAAUUAACCAGUAGUUGAUCAUGUACUUGAGAGGCUACAUUGGGUUUUGACUGCUGUGACAGUGUAGGAUCAGAGUGCUCAACCCGCCAUAACCAGCACAUUGGGAAUGUGAUGUAGAGGAGCUCCUCCUCUCCAGCAGAGGCACAUGCUGCAGGGCUGGAGCAAAAUCAUGGGCUGAACUAAAGCUCCAGAUCAGGAGCUGCAGUCCUCAGUGAUGGUGCAUACAGCAAUUGCUCCCCCUGCUGGCAGAUUGUGUUCAAUGUAGUACUACUCCGUGUUACAGUAGUAUGAUGCUGAGGAUAUUAUUCAAACAAUGGCCACUUAAAGGUCCAGUGUGUAGGAUUUAGGGGGAUGCAUUGGCAGAAAUGGAGAAUAAUAUAAUAAGUAUGCUAUGUUUGCUUAAGUGCGUAAUCACCUAAAAAUAAUAAUAGUUGUGUUUCCUUUACCUUAGAAUAGGCCAUUUAUAACUACAUUGGGAGCAGGUCCUUAUCCAUAGAGAUGGACAUGUUGCACUGCCAUGUUUCUACAGUAACCCAGAACAGACAAACCAAACACUGGCUCUAGAUAGAGCCAUUCACUUAGUUUAGUAGUUAGCAGCCCCUUCACGACAAGAGCAGCGGAAAAAC
This is a messenger RNA of Epinephelus lanceolatus (giant grouper), 3109 nucleotides long. It is a transcript of the gene mnta, whose product is annotated as MAX network transcriptional repressor a. NCBI's taxonomy places the organism in Eukaryota, Metazoa, Chordata, Actinopteri, Perciformes, Serranidae. Gene Ontology annotation, molecular function: DNA-binding transcription factor activity, RNA polymerase II-specific; protein dimerization activity; RNA polymerase II cis-regulatory region sequence-specific DNA binding. Gene Ontology annotation, biological process: regulation of transcription by RNA polymerase II. The record is from RefSeq and is a predicted model, not a curated record.